Messenger RNA from Penicillium canariense, 702 nucleotides. RefSeq lists its product as uncharacterized. The record is from RefSeq and is a predicted model, not a curated record. The transcript has 3 exons. Lineage: Eukaryota; Fungi; Ascomycota; Eurotiomycetes; Eurotiales; Aspergillaceae. Bases 1 to 702 code for a protein of 233 amino acids.
AUGGUGACUAUGACUCCUGCGACUAUCCCGGACAAGCAUUUCAAGGCCCAGGCGUCCCUCAAUGCAAUUGUCUCUCUCCUGAGUCAAGGUCAAAAAGACCGUCUCCUUUUCCUGCGCUCGAAUCCACAUUUCAGCACUGCCUCCCUCGCAAAGAAUGCAGCCGAUCCGGCAGAGAAUGCCCGUCGGGCUGGGCUCGCAAGGGCGCUUGGCGGGUUCGACUACGGCACUGCGUUGCGCUCCACUGUCAUUGUCAAGGAACUAUGGAAGCUCAUCGCCCAAGCGAGCGGCCAUCACGUGAGGCCCUUGCCCAAGGCAGUGGAGAGUGUGGUAAGCGCCCCCAAACUCCCGAACCUCCCUAAACCAAGCCCACUGUUGCCCCCCUCCCCCGGAUGCCCGGUUCUGGCAUUGUUGGGGGAUCAGAGCGUAAUUCUUGAAUUCGGGUCCGGCGCAGCUCGUACAUCUGGUACGGGUGGCCGAUCCAGAUUUCCGCCCAUGCAAAAGAGGGCAGACGUAUCGUCGGUAUCCGACUCCUUCCGCGCCCACCAGGGCCAGCUUGUCGGGAUGUCUCAUGGGCAAGGGACACUCCACUCGGGACAGCACAAAUACCGUACACUGGUCGAUCAUCUCAUAGGCCACGGCAGCGUCCUGUACGACGUAUCUGACCUGCCGAUCCACCUGCUGGCAAAGGGCCGGAGGGACUGA